Cyphellophora attinorum is the source of this 906-nucleotide messenger RNA. RefSeq lists its product as uncharacterized. Bases 1 to 906 code for a protein of 301 amino acids. The transcript has 3 exons. NCBI's taxonomy places the organism in Eukaryota, Fungi, Ascomycota, Eurotiomycetes, Chaetothyriales, Cyphellophoraceae. The record is from RefSeq and is a predicted model, not a curated record.
AUGGCAAUGACCGGGUACAUUGAUGUCGUUCGAGCUUCGACAUUCAAUACCGCAGAUUGGGUUACGUCCGUUGGCGUCGUCAAUCCAGACUGGAUCUGGCUCGCCAACGCCAACGUACAUGUCGCUGCGUCUCGUGGAUGGUUCAAGACCUACACUGCGUUCAAGUCCAAAGUGAAGACCUCACCUCGCCGGAACUCGAGCAGUUUCAGGGACGUCGUCGGCAUUGGGACCGUGGAGAUUUCAGUCCAACGAGACCCAAAGCUUACUGGUAGAGGAUCUCAGAGCGUUCUCGUGUUCGAAGAUGUUCUGCACGUCCCAGGAUUCGUAUGCAAUGUUCUCGGCAGUCCACUCGCACACCGAGACUCCGACUACGUCAUCAGUAUCAGCGCUCCCAUUUCAAAGCCUAACCUCCGGAUCAUGGAUCUCAAUAACCAGAAGCUCGCUUACUUUGAGGAGAAGACGAAUCUUGACGUCCUCAAGCUCGGGCAUAUUCCAAAUGGUAUACGUCUGAGUCCAUCAAAGCUGAGGGAUGAUGUCGGGUAUCACAUCGAACUUGCUUGGGACGAAUCCGAGAAACGUCGCUGGAUGAGACUCAAGAACGCUCCAUACACCGCCGAAGAGAAAGCAUACCUCAAGAAGGGUUGGCGUGACGAGUUCCACUUCCUACAAUUGUAUCAGCUUAGCAUCUACGACGAGGACGAUCGUGAGGAAGGUCGAGCCAUCCUACGCGCUUUCAAGGAACAGGACGAUUGGGACGCAGUGGCACAGGAAGAGGAAAAGUUGUUGACUAAUACUGACGUCGGAGCCGAUCACGACUUCACGCCUGGUGAGAUCAACGCACUACGAAUACUCCGAACACUUCAUGACGAUUUACUGUCCCAGAUCGUACGACGCAGAAGAUCUUAA